UAAAUGUCAGAAAUGUCAACUGCGCUGUUUGCGUUUUCCUGCAAUAUUUUUUUGUAUUGAGAAAAAUAGUUUUCGUUACGGUUAAAUGUAAAACAUAUAUGUCUUCCGUGCAUGUUAAGACAUUAAUACAAUAAAUCUGGUGUUAACAGGAGCAAAACUUUCUAAUAGCCUCAAGGAAUACAGUGACAUCAUUUCUCUAACAGUUGGCGGUUAGAGAGAGAAGAUGAGCAGCCAGCACCAGUACAUGAGCGUGAACAACACGCCCAGCACGCGCGUCGGGGACAUUGAACAUAUCAGCCACCUGUCGGAACACAUUGGCUCACUAUGCCUCUCCUCGGAAUACUCCGACGUGACCCUGAUCGUGGAAGGGCAGAGGAUCCCCGCCCACAAGGUGAUCCUGGCUGCCAGCAGCGACUACUUUCGCGCGCUGCUGUACGGCGGCAUGAGGGAGGCCAACCAGGCCGAGGUAGAGCUACAAGCGCCACUUCAGGCCUUUAAGGCACUUCUUCGCUAUGUGUACUCAGGCCACAUGGGACUCUCGAAUCUCCGCGAAGACACAGUCCUGGACAUGCUAGGACUGGCGCACCAGUUCGACUUCCAGGAGCUGGAGGCCGCCAUCUCCGACUACCUGCGGCAGGUGCUGGCCCUGCGCAACGUGUGCUCCGUGCUGGAUGCCGCUAGACUCUACGGCCUUGACGCGUUAAUGGACUACUGUUACAACUUCUUGGACAGAAAUGCCACGGAAGUCCUCCAACAUGACUCCUUCUUACAGUUGUCCGUUGAGGCAAUGCAGGGUCUUCUAGAGCGAGACUCCUUCUUCGCGCCCGAAGUAGACAUCUUCAAAGCGGUUUGCAAGUGGUUCGAGGCUAACCAGCAGUGGGUCAAGUCGGAGAGUGGACAGGCGCAGGUGGAGAAGAUCCUAAAAUGCGUGCGUCUAACACUAAUGAGCCUCGAAGAACUGCUGCGAGUGGUGCGACCAUUCGCGCCCGUGACUCCCGACAUGUUGCUUGACGCCAUCCACGACAAGACUCGAACACGAAGCACUGAUCUGCGCCACCGUGGGUUACUACUGCCAGAAGAAAACGUAGCGACAUUAAAACGAGGGGCUCGCGUCAUAGCCGGCGAUAUGCGCUCAGCGCUCUUAGAUGGCGAUUGCGAAAACUACGAUAUGGAGCGAGGAUACACCCGGCAUACAAUCAGUGAUGACCCCAACAACCCGGGGAUACUAGUUCGACUCCCAGCCCCGACCAUCCUGAAUCAUCUGAGGCUGCUACUCUGGGACAGAGACAACAGAUCAUAUGCAUACUUCAUAGAAGUAUCAGUGGACCAGAAAGACUGGGUGCGAGUGAUCGACCACAGCAAGUACUACUGCCGCUCGUGGCAGAACCUGUACUUCCCGGCCAGAGUGGUCCAGUAUAUCAAGAUAGUGGGCACCAGCAACACUGUCAACAAGGUUUUCCACGCAGUAGCUUUAGAAGCGAUGCACACGGCGCGCGUGCCCCCGUUGAGCGGCGGGCUCGUGCGGCCGCUGCACAACGUGGCCACGGUGGAGCUGUCCGCCGUCGUCAUUGAGGGCAUCAGUCGCUCUCGUAACGCGCUGCUAAACGGCGACACGGAGCACUACGACUGGGAGCAGGGCUACACGUGCCACCAGCUCGGCUCCGGCGCCAUCGUAGUCCAGCUGGCCCAGCCGUACCUGCUCUCCUCCAUCCGCCUGCUGCUGUGGGACUGCGACUACCGCCACUACUCGUACUACGUGGAGACCAGCGUCAACUACUGGGACUGGGAGACCGUCUGUGACCGCACUAGAGACGCCGCUAGAUCGUGGCAAGUCAUAUAUUUCUCUCCACGGCCAGUGUCCAUCAUCCGGGUCGUUGGAACCAACAAUUCAGUAAACGAGGUGUUCCACAUGGUGCACUUGGAGUGCCCGGCGCAGGUGGAGGAGGCCGGCGACCCGGCCGCCAAGAAGCCCCGGGCUGACAGUCAAACACCCACGCCCACCGGCAACAACAGUAACGCUAAUGCUGGGGCGGCGGCCUCGGCUCCCCCCGCUCCCGCCGGUCCCCCCCCGGCCCCCGCCGGUCCCCCCGCCGGUCCCCCCGCGGCCCCCUCGCCGCCGCCGCCGGAGCCGGCGCGCGCGCUGCCGCCCGCCGAGACCGCCACGGAGGCCGAGGAGCGCUACGACGACUGAACACCUCCAUCACGGUACCUACGGCGACUCACACCAAACAUGUUUCACUUUACUACUGCGCACUCAAUACAACCCGAGAGAAUUUGACAUAGAGGUGGAUUGUCAAAGAAAUCUUUGUAGCCACAAUAAACUUACUACCAUCUUGAUGAUUCAUGAUUUGUGAGCCUUUCCUUAAGUGUCGAAAGAUAGCAAUAAAUUUACUGUGGCUUCAAAGUUUUCUUUGACAAUCCACCUCUAUUUCAAAUUCUCUUUGAUCAAUUAAUCAAUCAAUAUAAUUUAAUGAUACAGCGAAACAUCUUGAACCGACGGUUGUGUAACUCUGACGGGUAGUCCUAAACUCCCUAACUUAUUUUCUGUAGAUGUUCAAUAGUACAUGAAGUCAGUUAAAACCGUCAUUCUUGCAAUAGGUUAGUUUUAAGUAUAGUCGACGUCAAAGAUAUUUACGUUUUUUUACCCUAUUACAAGACAGGUGAUUAUACAUCAGUGGCGGAUCGUUCAAAGAACUCGAUUCCCACCGGCUUGUCUAAUUUCAGACCGUUGAGUACUUCCACGAUCGGAUCAUGAAGAAAAGGAAAGUAAAAUUAGCUCCGGGUUCCCUACGAAUAUUUGUGACGCGCCGCCACUGUUAUACAUAUAGGUAGAGAGAGGAAGAUGGUACAGAAAUCAGAGUCAAAAGUCUUCAAAAAUUGCGUUACGUAAUAUUUGAACGCCCCCAAUGAAUCAAUAUUAAAUUUACAGCGAAAAUUACCUUGCUAUUUCCUGGUUGGUUACAUAACUACAUUAUGUCUAGGGGUUAAAGCAGCAUCAAUGUUUACUUAAAUUCUCAAGGUUUAUCAACCUUAAGUAAAAUAUUUAAUAUAAUAAUAAUAGUCGUACACAACUAUCGGUUCAAUUUAUUUUAUAUAUAUCAAAAACGCACUAAACAUUGAUAAGGUCUUGGAAUGUGAAAAUGUCUUAUAUUGUAUUUGUAUGCCACCUUUAAAUUUACCAACGAUUCGUAGAGAUUAUCGAUUUAUACUAAAGCACCAUUCUAGCUAGACUCGUAAGAGCUUUAUAUCAUUAGUACCUAUAAGUUAGGAAAAGAGUUCCCAACAAUUAGCAGCACCCUCGACUUAAAAAAAAAAAUAGUACCGAAACUGUAAGAACAACACAUGGAUUGGUCUUCUCUGUUUUAUUUACAGAGAUUUUCCACUGGCUAUACGAACUGUACAGCUCAAAAAUAUCUGAACACGCUCUCUAACGCCUUGAUAAUAGAGGCGUGUUCAGAUAUUUGUGAGCGCCUUGGCCGCUCUGAUAUAUCUGAUGGCGACUGUACUGUAUGAUCAUAUGUUAAUCAAUCGAAAAUACUUUAUUUUUACAUUGUAAAUCGAUUCCAUUGAACGAAAAAUCAUUUGUAUCUUUUUCUGCAGAAUGAUUCUCUUGAAAGUAGCUUUAGCGUUGUAUAUCGAUGGAAACAGUUGCUGGGGUACUUUUAAGAGAUACAAAAACGAAUAGGUUUUCUUUAAGACUAUUUUUAUUUUUUGCCUCGACACGCGAAAAUAGCUUGCUUAAAAAUCUUUGGUCCCAAAAAUACAAUCGAUUGAUAUCAUAAUACAAUUGUUAUAGUACCAAUAGGGAAUAUUACGCAAAACUCUGCAUAGGGGGCGCCACUAGCAGAAACAGUACACAAAUAGUUUUGAUGCAUCAAUUUAAUAUUUAUUCGUAACAAAUAAUCUCAAAACUUGUCAAAAACACCGUAAUCAACAUAGUGUAUAUAAGUUACUCUAUGGCUUACGGUUUGAGCUAGUGCUGCACUCUGGACGCAAAACAUUGCAGUAAUACUCUCUAUUGCACAUGACAGAGCCUCUGUUGAUUAGGAGUAAUCUGUUAGCGUUCAAAAUCAUCCAUCCUUCUCUAACCCACAAAGCUGGUUAGUGUGAAAGAGAUACAUGCUGACGUACUGCGAGUCAUAUGAAGAUAAUCGCUAAGAGAUUUUAAAUUCUAUACCACAGGGAUAGAGUUCAUAAUCGAGUGGGAAUUGUCCCCUUAUUAAAGAUUGUCGGCAGCUUUUUAUGGACAUUUACAUAAAUGAUGAUUAUUAAAUAUACGAAUACAAGCUAAAUAUCACGAAUAAAAUCAAAUUAAGGAUAAGUACUAGACUCAACAUUGUAGUAUCAUCAAAUAAAUUAUGGUGUAACAUAAGUAUAUGGGAGAAUCAACUUUUUAGCGUCACUCGUUGCCAUGGUUACGAUUAGUUGUCCAGGGGACAGUUCAGGGAAAUACUGAUUUUAUGGUACUUAAAUGUAUUAAACUUGCGUUUUUGUGGUCGUUAUAACCAAUGUCCAUAAUGGGCCCCCUACUAAGCAUGUUAAUAGAACGGCAUACAACGUCUCUUUAAACAAACUAUGCCACUGUUGUCCCUUGGACAACGGGACAGGAUAACAAAACAAAAAAAGUUGAUUCAGCCAUAUGUAUGUCAACACACAUUUUUGUUUACUUAGUCACCUGCAAUAAUUUACGGGCUAAAUAUAUACUAGGUCAUACUGAGCAACUUUUACUAUAAAACCAAUCCCGAAGUCGCGAUUUUUUUUUUCUCUCCCAUAGAAAAUGUCAAGGUCAGACAGACAAAAUGUAUGAAACAGACAAUUUUUUUCGCGAUUUCGAGUUGGUGUCAUAGUAAGAGUUGCUCAGUAUGACCUAUAUAUUCACCCCGUAAAUGAUUACAGGUGAAUAAAUAAACACCCUGUACUGUAAAUAAUUUCACCGUUGCGUGCGUUUUUUGUUAAGGUAUAAUUAGUAUGAAUUUUAUGAAAUGAUUUUUUGGCUUGACCCCUAAUCUGUCAAAUAAAAGCCCUUGUUUCUUUUCUGCAGAGCGGUCAGCUCCCAUCUUAAUAGCACGUGUAAGCAAUAAUGUCUUUAAAAACCAUCUAUUGUGACCGUAUUAAGGUUCAAUUUUAUUUAACAGUUUAGUUUAUUCGAAAUCCAAUCAGCCACGCGGGUGGCAUAAACAACCGAGCUUUACUUUUGGAGAUAACAAAACUUGUUAUCUCUGAAUGGGCUGUUUCAUGAAUUUGAACCAUAUAAAUAGGGUGAUAAAAUUGGUUUUUAAACGGCUUGUUCCCGUUUACUUAUAAUAGCGUGUUAGCAUUAGCAGAAGUACUCGCUGCAUAAAGGAAACUAUACCUUUUGCUUAACAAAUUAGCAGGGCCCGUACCGUUCAUGCCGUUGACAGAAAAAUGACGUCACGCUACAUAGAGUAUAUGAUUCCAAUUAGUAUUUUCGUAAUAAUUAAUCAUUUAUCAACCUCUUUAGGUAAGUUAUACAUAUACUUGGCAAUCAGUACAGAAACGUCUAACUGACAUUCAUAUUAUUGUCACUCAAAUAAAUAAUAGAUUAUUAAUUUAUUAAAUAAUACAUAUUUUUUUUAUUUUUAACAGCGUAACAAGCUUUUAUUCUCGUAACAAGUAUUUAUUUUGAUACCCGUCAAUAAGUAAGUUAUCUAAAUUUGUAGUAUUGUAAAACAACUCCCUGUGUAAUUACGUCAUUUUUGCGUCAACGGCAUGAAAAGUACGGGCCUUGAAUAUAACUAACUUAAUUGGACUCGUUAACAAAUUAAACCUCUCAUAGUUAAACGCGCAAACUUAUAUUAAUAUUAAAUUAUUCUAAAAUUAAUAAGAGAUUCAAAUAUUUAUAUCAAACAGUAGACAGAAGUUAAGAGUAAAAAAAUAUCAGCAGUUUACAAUAUUUUAUCUAUAUGUAAGGCUAUUAUUACAAUAGCCUUACAUAGAGAUAACCCAUUACAAUAAUAAUGACGUCCAGACGCCAUUUCCAUAGGUAACAGUGCAAAAUUUCAUAUGUAGACAUGUACAGUCAAAGAAUUUAAUUUCCGUACCAUUUCGUACCUUAUCACAGUGGCAAUUAAUAUGAAAGUCGCUACAAACCCCAUACUAUUAUCACUGUGACAAGGUACGAAAUGGUACUGAAUUAAACUCCUUGACCGUACCAUCUUAUUCAAUAGAUACACAACUGUGUAUCUAUUGAAUAAGAUGGUACAUGUCUACAUAUGAAAUUUUGUACGUGACUUUGUACGUGUUUUAUCUUUAGGAUGGUAUAUUAGGUACAGUAGUAUUUAAAUAAAAGGAUUGUCAGUUUUCACUAGACCUGUCUCUGCGUGUUGGGUCGUGACAUACUGGUCAGGGUGUUCUUGCAAGCCAGGUUGUUGGUGGAGUUAGUCCUGAGCGGCGCGCGGGAAGCAGCGGAGCCAUCGCUGUUCAAUUU
Molecule: messenger RNA, 6448 nt
Organism: Cydia pomonella (codling moth)
Lineage: Eukaryota; Metazoa; Arthropoda; Insecta; Lepidoptera; Tortricidae
Gene: BTBD9
Product: BTB/POZ domain-containing protein 9
Exons: 15
Coding region: 224-2191 (655 amino acids)
Biological process (GO): adult locomotory behavior; circadian behavior; modulation of chemical synaptic transmission
Molecular function (GO): protein binding
Source: RefSeq, a predicted model, not a curated record